This is a messenger RNA of Blepharisma stoltei, 2469 nucleotides long. The record is from the annotation of a GenBank genome assembly. NCBI's taxonomy places the organism in Eukaryota, Ciliophora, Heterotrichea, Heterotrichida, Blepharismidae.
AUGGAUUUGCCAGCUAAACUUACAAAACUGAAUUUCAUUCGUCAAAAGACCUUUGAGGAAGAAGAAAUAAAAAACACAAGAGAUGACAUCGUUUCCUUGAUUAAGGAAUCGUCACAAAAAGCUCUUAUUAACGGCUUUGGAAACAAUUCUAAGCUUCUGGAAAGAAAAAAUGCUCAAAAAUUCAAUAGCUUGCUGUCAAGUAACUCCAUUCAACGGAAAUUAGAUAUUUUUGAUACUUUUAUAAAAUAUCCAGCCGUAAGCAGCAUUGAUAUAAAUAUCCCAACCACAAUUGUCAGAAAUGAGAAUUUCCCUUCAAAUUUAGUUCAGACAGCAAAAACUGGAAAAGUUGUUACCAGGCCUUGCAGUGAGGAAGAAUAUUAUAACAUAGAAACUGAGUAUGAAGAAAAUGCCCCACUUUACAUCUAUAAAGCACUAAACAAAGAAGGAGAUCUUAUGCACUCAAAAGAGUCUGCAAAAACUGUUUGAAAUUCUUCCAAGGAGACUGCCAAAAUGCAGCAUUACAUUCUGAGUUUUUCAAACCCUGCAUCUAUUAUAAGGGUUUUGUGAGUAGAUGGAGCCAAGACAAAAUAUUUUUCUAUUAUUAACUAUAAAAAGCUCAGUCGAAAAGUGAAGACUGAGCCUAAGCCUGCAGCUGUCGAUCCUGGAUUCGCUCAAAAGAGGAGGCUCUCUACUUUUGAUUAUAGGACACUGCUAAACAAAUCUUCUCAAUCUAUAAACAACCCUUUCAAGGUAAAAAAGAGAAAUAAAAUGGUGAUGUCGACGGAAAUUGGACUCCGAGGCUCACCUCCUAUGGAGCUGGUAGGACCCAUUGCUGAUGAAGCUGAAGAUGCAGGUCUCAUUUCUGUCCUAAGUAGGCCUUCAGUUGUGGGGAAAGCCGUGCCGAAGAGGAAGUUUUAUUUCUCCCCCGAAGGUUUUCCCUGUCCCUGCCAGACGGGCUAGACAGGUUUUUCCUACCACAUGGUCUUCCUUCAUCGGGACCAUCGGGGCACUCAGACAGAAGUGGCUCUGCCCAAAGGAGCUGAUCUUUGGACAGGUGGUUUUGACCAGAAAUCAAGAUGGCGUCUGGCCUGGGAGUAUGGCCACAUCAGAACCCGACCGGGGGUCGUCUUUCGAGCUGAGGUGUUGAGGUCAGUGGCUCAGCCGCUUAUGGCCUUACAAAACUAACUUAACAAGGUAAAAAGUGAAAAAGAGUCAGUCUUAAUACCAAAAGGGAGAUCAAAGUCGUUUUCUUAUAGUACAUCUGAAGAAUUUUAUGCUAGUAUUAAUCCCCCCAAAGAGACAAAAAAUAAUUUAUUUACUCAAAUUAGUAAAGACAAUAGUAAUGAAUUUUUAGUAAAUCCAAAAAACCCUGAAAAAUGUUUUGUUGUUGAGACCAAAGGGCAAUUUCCUGAAAUUAGCGCUAUGACUGCCAAAAUCAUUGAGUUUUUAAAUAAAUAUCCUUUUAAAGAUAAUUAUAUCAAUGGAAUUGUGCUUGAUUUUAUACAAAACAGGGAUAAAAAAUGAUUUUUGCUCAAAUGCAAAGAAUUUGCAAACAGUUUAAAUACAAGCUUAAGAAGAUCUCAGCCUAUUAAAAUUCCUGAAACAAUAAGCAUAUGCUUUAGAAGACAAAGAAACAAAUAUAGUAGUCUGGAUAAUUCUAAAGUAGAAGAAUUUAUUGUUGAAGCUCCAGAACAAGAUUUAAACAAAAGUGUGGUAAAAUCUACGAACUCUUUAGCUGGGUUAUAUAGAAAUAAAUCGAAUCCCAAACCUAUACCUGAAAAUGAGCUUUAUGAUAAAUGCUAUACAUUAAACGAAAGAUCAGAUAAAAUCGCCAAUAAUGAAGGCGAAAUGAGCAUAAAUUCAAUGUCUACAGCACCUCAAAAAUGCCCAUUUUAUUUUGCAGACUCAAGCCCUAUGUCAUGUCUAUUUAGCUCAGUAAGAAGAAAAAAUCCCCUUAUAAUUAAUCAUCCAACUGAAAUUUUCGCAAAAGCAAAAAAACCAUCAUUUUCUACAAUGGUUGAUACUUUUGUAAAAAAUCAUAUCAAUACCAUUGUUGAUAAUUUAGACGAAAUGAAUCUAAGCACACAAGCGACAAAAGUUAAAAACGAAAAUUUAGUAGAAAAAUACGGCGGUAAACCAUUUUGGGACCAAUUCAUCUUUUCGCUUUGCAAUAAAAUUCUUGAAAAUAAUUCUCUCAUCAAAUAUUUUAAAUGUGCAAAACUUGAAAAUUUUACAAUGAUUGUUUCUGGGAUGUUUAAUUUAUUUAAUGGAACAAUUGAUCCUAAGUUCAGAAGAAGAAUAAGAGCUGCUCAUCAACCUUUGGAGCUCUCUGAAAAAGAGUUUAAUAGUUUCAGCGAUAUUUACGAAAGCACACUGGUAGAAUUCCAAAUAAAAGAGCUUGAUAAAAGCAUUAUGAUGGCGCAAAUCAGGUCAUUGAAGACUUUGGUAUGCAAACAAGGAACUGAUUAA